Molecule: messenger RNA, 1050 nt
Organism: Wallemia ichthyophaga EXF-994
Lineage: Eukaryota; Fungi; Basidiomycota; Wallemiomycetes; Wallemiales; Wallemiaceae
Product: protein 4
Exons: 2
Coding region: 1-1050 (349 amino acids)
Cellular component (GO): nucleolus; chromatin
Molecular function (GO): macrolide binding; peptidyl-prolyl cis-trans isomerase activity
Source: RefSeq, a predicted model, not a curated record
AUGACAACUCUCGGUCUCUGGUCACAAGUUUUACUCCCAAACUCUCCCUCAAUCUUGGAAAUUGAUGACGACAUUAGAAUAACCAAUGUCGCUCUCUCUGAGUCUUCUUCCUCCAAGUCAAAAUCUGUUAUCAAGUUAAUGUACGAGCCACAAGACGAUUCUGAAAGCGAUGAAGAAGCUGAAGAGCAAGCUGCUGAUAAGACUUCCCAAGAAGUUGUCCUUUGCUCUUUAAUCCCUGGCCAAAUCGAACAAGUCUCACUUGACCUCACCAUCACCGCAAACGAUCUCGUUUCUAUCUCUGUCACCGGCAACAACGAAGUUCACCUCCUCGGUAACCUCGUCUCUCCAAAUCUCCCACACCCACAAGACGGCGACAGCGAUGAUGACGAGAGUGACUUGGAUGAGGAUGAAAUGCGCGCCCUCUACGGUCAAGAUGUUAGCAUGGAUGAUGACGAGGAAGACGACGAUCAAGAAGAUGGCCCUAAGAUUGAGGAACUUCCUGACGAGCCUAUCUCCAAGCCAUCAAAGAAGCGCGCCGCGGAAGAAGCUCCAGCCAAGCCAUCCAAGAAGGAGAAGAAGGAGGCUGCUGCUGAAAAGAAGGAAGAACCAAAGAAGGCUGAGAAGAUUGAGAAGACCGAAAAGAAAGAAAACAAAGAUGAAAAGAAGGAAGACAAACGUGUAACUCUCUCCAACGGCGUCUCCUACAAAGAUGCAAAGAUCGGUGAUGGCCCUGUCGCCAAAUCUGGUAAGAGAAUUGGCAUGAGAUAUAUCGGUCGCGUUCUAAAGGAUGGCAAACCACAAAAGAAGGUGUUUGACCAGAACACUAGUGGAAAGCCUUUCAGCUUCCGUGUUGGCACCGGUGAAGUCAUCUCGGGCUGGGACACUGGUGUGUUGGGCGCUGUCAAUGGUAAAGGUGGCCAACCAAUGCGCGUCGGAGGUGAAAGAACCCUUUACAUCCCAUCAAAGCAGGCUUACGGUAACCAAGCCUUGCCAGGUAUUGGUAAGAACGCUGACAUGACUUUCGAAGUCAAAUUGGUCGAAGUCAAAUAG